GCCAAAUGCCCGUUGUUUCCAUAACUAGGUUGAGCUAAAAAAGAAAAAGAACAAUCCCCCAUGGAUUCGAUCGUUAAAGCGGAGAUCGUCGACGCUGGCGACCAGCCGGUGUCCGCCAACUUGCCAGCGCCGGAACCGCCGCGGCGUCCGUCGGAACCCCCGGCGGUGAUCGAUCUCAGCAGCAGCGACAGCGACUCCGAGGCAGAAGAGAACGGCGCCGGUGGGGCAAAGAGAUCUGGGUCUCCCAAUGGUUCCGACGACGGAGGGCCGUUCAAGAAGCUGCGGGCGGAGGGUGGCCUCGCUGCGGCUCUCCCACUUGGCUUUCUUGAUCCUCUCCCCCCGGAUAUCCCCCCGCCGCUGCCUUUGCCGCUGCCUUUGCCGCUGGCGGUCGCGGGGCCGCCGCCGCCACCGCCCGCGACGGGUUUCCAGGGGUGCAAGCAGUUCUGGAAGGCUGGCGACUACGAAGAGAGGCCGAUCGCCGAUUCCACGCUGCACUAUGCAUCAGGGAUGGAUCACGUGAGAGUUCACCCAAAGUUUCUACAUUCUAAUGCUACCAGUCACAAAUGGGCACUUGGAGCUUUGGCUGAGCUUUUGGACAAUUCGCUGGAUGAGGUUUGCAAUGGAGCUACAUAUGUGAACAUUGAUAUGCUAGACAAUGAGAAAGAUGGAACCAGAAUGUUGCUUGUUGAAGAUAAUGGUGGUGGGAUGGACCCCGAUAAAAUGCGGCAAUGCAUGUCAUUGGGAUAUUCAGCAAAGUCCAAAGUAGCAAGUACCAUUGGACAAUAUGGAAAUGGCUUUAAAACGAGUACCAUGAGACUUGGUGCUGACGUCAUUGUGUUCUCCCGUAGCUGUGCAAAAGGAGGAAGAAGGCCUACACAAAGCAUUGGUAUGCUGUCCUAUACCUUUCUGAGGAACACAGCAAAAGAAGAUAUUGUAGUUCCAAUGCUUCAUUAUGAGAAAGGACAAACUUGGAAUAAGAUGGAGCAAUCAUCUUUAGUUGAUUGGAGUACAAAUCUAGAGACUAUUUUACAAUGGUCACCAUAUUCAAGUGAAGCUGAUCUUCUUCAACAGUUCAGUUCAAUGAAAGAUCAAGGGACACGAAUAAUCAUAUACAAUCUAUGGGAGGAUGACCAAGGGGAGUUGGAACUUGAUUUUGAUGUUGAUAAACAUGAUAUUCAAGUCAGAGGUGUUAACCGUGAUGAGAGAAAGAUUCAAAUGGCCAAACAAUUUCCAAACUCCAGACAUUUCCUAACAUAUAGACAUUCCCUGAGGAGUUAUGCCUCUAUUCUUUAUCUUAGACUUCCGCACUUCUUCAAAAUGGUUUUGCGUGGCAAAGAAAUUGAACACCAUAAUCUGGUGAAUGAUAUGAUGCUAAAGCAAGAGGUCACAUACAAGCCGCAUCCAAGUGCUGAUGGGGUUCCUAGGGAUCCAAACAUGGUUGCGGUUGUUACAAUUGGCUUUGUUAAGGAUGCUAAAAAUCACAUUGAUGUUCAGGGAUUUAAUGUCUAUCACAAGAAUCGAUUGAUAAAGCCUUUCUGGAGAGUAUGGAGUGCUGCUGGAAGUGAUGGGCGUGGAGUUAUAGGUGUGUUGGAGGCCAAUUUUGUUGAGCCAGCUCAUGAUAAGCAAGACUUUGAACGGACAACUAUUCUUUCAAGACUAGAAGCACGACUAGUUCAGAUGCAAAAAACAUAUUGGUCAACAAAUUGUCAUAGAAUUGGCUAUGCUCCAAGGCGUAGUAUAAAACAAAUUGAAUCUGAAGAUAGAGAGAGCUCACCUGGAGCCCUUCAUUCAAUAUCCCAGCGUUCUAAGAAGUAUGCUUCUUCAAAUGGUGUAUCUCACAGAAGCAAAUCACAAAAUUCAAUCAAGGUUCAAUCUAUGGGCAAGUCUUUUUCAGGCUCAUAUAAAAAGGCAGGGAAUGCCAGAAACUCACCCAUUGGUUUGGGUAAAUUGGGGGAUGAUAAAAGUGCACGCUCUUCGUUUUCAAGAGAACAUAGUCUCAAGAGUGCUGAGAAAUUUGACAAAAAAAGGUCUCCACUUUCAAAAGCAAAUGGAACACAAUACAUAAGCGAUGAGAGUGACCCAGAGAUUGAAUGCGUCCUUUCAGAGAAAAUUGUAAAUGAUUCUGGUGGUCCAAAGAGUUCAGCAAAUAAUUUAACUGAAGGAAGUCAAGAUGCAGAUAGAGGUUGGGGGAUCAACCAAAUUACUACCAGAUCACAUUCAAAGGCACCCACUGCCUUAUGUGAUCGAAGUGGACCAGAUCUUCAGGAGUCAGAGCUGAGUAUCAAGCAGUUGAAGGAUGAAAAUAAAACAUUGAAGGACAGGCUUAUCAGGAUGGAGGAAUCAAUGCUACAAGAACUGCAAUAUGAGAAGGAUAGGAAUAAAUCAUUGAAUGAGCAACUAGAAGCAGCGCACCAGAAAUUGGAAGAGGCAAACCAGGAGCAAGAGGCUCUGAUUGAAAUAUUUUCAGAAGAAAGAGGUCGGCGAGACAAAGAGGAGGAAACUUUGAGGAAGAAGUUAAAGGAUGCUUCUUCAACAAUACAAGAGUUGAUAGAGAAGUUGAGUACCAGCCAGAAGUAACCACAAGACAUAGGAUGUUGGUAUAGGCGAAAGAUGAUUGCAUGCCUUCAAAGACACCAUUAUCUUAUUUGGGGUCUGCAAAUGGAUGACAUGAAACACCUGCACAUGAUUUCUGAGGGAUCACAUUUUGGUCCUAGAGAUAGCACCAGUAAGUGAGACUGCAGCAAUGUUGGAUAUUUUGACAUUUCUUAUAGUCAACUCCAUGUUGUUGGCUUGCCUCCCUUAGUUGAGAGAUUGUAUAUCACGUUAUAGCAAGGGAACUUUUGCAACUUUAUCUGUUUGUCAUUUACUUUUAUUUGUAUAGCUUGUGAUAUAUCAAUAGUAACUAGUUGUAACAAUUUUAAAUGUUAAGUUGUAUAGAAAAAAAUUAAAUUGAUCUUUU
This is a messenger RNA of Elaeis guineensis (African oil palm), 2959 nucleotides long. RefSeq names its product protein MICRORCHIDIA 7. Gene Ontology annotation, molecular function: ATP hydrolysis activity. Gene Ontology annotation, cellular component: nucleus. The record is from RefSeq and is a predicted model, not a curated record. Lineage: Eukaryota; Viridiplantae; Streptophyta; Magnoliopsida; Arecales; Arecaceae.